UGGGCACUGCAACUUUGAUCACCACGCGCACACCCACGCCACGCCACCACACGCACACGCUCUGUCUUGGCCGCCACAGAGUGUCUCUGUCUCUGUCUCCCGCCCGGCCCGCGCGAUGCCAGCCUCCUCCUGGUUCCACAAGCUCAGGGGGAGGAGCACAAGGAAGGGCAGGCGAUCGGCCGCGUGUCCGCCGAGUCCGACCCGUGGCUCCUCCGCCGACGCAAUCGCAUUCGUCGCCGCCUCGGCGGAGUGGACGGACCAACAGACAAGCCAGCAGGGCCGGCCACCCGCGCGCCCACCGGCGGCGUGCGCCGGCUACUCUCCCAACAGAGCCUCCUACUACUUUCCGAGCGCGGACCGGGGAGCGCUCCGGUGCAUUGCCCCGCGCGCCGCCGACGACGACGACGGCGCGGCCUUGGACGUCCGUGUCGACGUCAUCCAUCGCCGCGCCGGCAGACUCGGCGGGAUAGACGCGCCUCCAGCGACGCCGGAGCUCAACCUUCGGCGCAUCGUCACCAGGCCCGCCGCCAAGAACGACCCCGCGGAAAGCGUCGCCGUUAGCAGCAGCACCGGCACCCCCACCUCGGCCGCCACGACGCCGUCCACCUGCAGGGCGCGGGGGUUCCACGUGAAGCCGGCCGGCAGGCGGCGGCGCCGCGGCCACGACGACAAAAGUGCCCGGAAGGAAAAAGCAGCCGAGGACGCGGGCAGCAGGAGACGGCGGUGGCUGUACGAGAGCCUGGUGGUGGUGAAGACGUCGUCGGACCCGGAGAGGGAGAUGGCGGAGAGCAUGGCGGAGAUGAUGGCGGCCAACCGCAUACGGUCAUCGGAGGACCUCGAGGAGCUGCUGGCGUGCUACCUCGCUCUCAACGCGGCCGAGCACCACCGCGCCGUCGUUGCCGCGUUCCGCCGCGUCUGGCUUCACAUCGCCGGCCAAAGAAUACGCCACUAGUACGAGGCCUCCUAAACACCUCUGAAUUCUCUAGGAAUUACAUCACAAUGCACUUUGGUGUCGCAUGCAUGGAUGAGGAUGCAUCAUGCAUGCAUAGCGUGUGUGUGUGUGUGUGUGUGUGUGUGUGUGUGUGUGUGUGUGUGAUCAUAAUCAUAGCAUUGACCAAUUGAUCGGCUCAUGGUCAUGAUCCAAGUGUAUUCUUGUUGCGUUUUAGUCUUGAUGAAAAGGCUAGUAUAGCUUGCAUUCUGUCAAGUUGACACAAGUUUC
Molecule: messenger RNA, 1219 nt
Organism: Triticum aestivum (bread wheat)
Lineage: Eukaryota; Viridiplantae; Streptophyta; Magnoliopsida; Poales; Poaceae
Product: transcription repressor OFP1
Exons: 1
Coding region: 116-952 (278 amino acids)
Biological process (GO): negative regulation of DNA-templated transcription
Source: RefSeq, a predicted model, not a curated record